Messenger RNA from Candidula unifasciata, 567 nucleotides. The record is from the annotation of a GenBank genome assembly. NCBI's taxonomy places the organism in Eukaryota, Metazoa, Mollusca, Gastropoda, Stylommatophora, Geomitridae.
AUGUUCACCAACUGCAGCUGCAUAGUUUCAAACUCCACACAGACCGCCACCGGAGGUCUAUGUCCGCAGGACUGCGACAUGUUGAAUCCUUACUUGGUCAUUAAUGCAGUGGGAGCUUUCCUCUCCACCCUGGGCUUUAUGCCAGCUUUCAUUGCCACCAUCAGGUCAGUAACAGAAGAAGAGAAGCCACUAGCCAUAGGACUAACCACGUUUAUUUCAUCGUUAUUAGGCUGGUUUCCGGGCCCUGUGAUAUAUGGUGCUCUUGUGGAUUCAACCUGCAAGAUAUGGAAGAUGACGUGUUCGACUGCAGGAGCUUGCAGUCUCUAUGAUAUAGAACUUUUCCGUUUUCAGUAUACCGCAAUAUCCACUGGUCUGAGAGUGAUAGUGAUAGUUCUUUUUGCAAUAGCCUUGUUAUAUGCAUUAUGUUCUAAAAAGUUUGUGUUUCAACCAUACAGAGACAUUAUGUCGCAUACGAUAAUUUUUGACAAGAAUGAUAAUGAAGAAACCAUUAUUAACAAUAAAGUAUCUUUAAGCACAGAGAAUCCUAAAUACAACACAAGCGUUUAA